This is a messenger RNA of Cinara cedri, 10012 nucleotides long. The record is from the annotation of a GenBank genome assembly. Lineage: Eukaryota; Metazoa; Arthropoda; Insecta; Hemiptera; Aphididae.
AAAUGUUUUUUUCAAUAAUAUCACAAUAUUAUCAUUUUCUAAAUAUUAUGAAUAUACGUAUAUCCAUGAAAUAACCCAACAAAAACAUUCAAAAAUUCAAAACAGAAGAAUGACAAAAAUAAUAUUAUGUGACCACGAAUAAAGAUCUACUGGUUGCCAACGGGCUAUAAGCGUUAUCACAUGGCAAUUAAAAUUACUCUUAAGAACAGCUGCUUAACCUAUAAUUUAUAUCAUCGUAAAUAAUGAAUAUUGAUUAUUGGAUAAAUUGAAAUAGAUAGAAGGUAGGUUGAAUUGUAUUUUAAUUUUUACUAUUAGAAUUAUUUAUAAUUCAUUUCUCUAAUGUGUGUAGUUAGUUUAGCAUAAUUUUCUAAAUUUUGCUUGUAACUUUAACAAGAAUUUAAAAAAUUACUAUUCAAAACUUUACGUUAUUAUUAAAAUACAUAAAUUAAUUUUUGACAAAAAUAUUUAUAAAAAAUAAACUACUCAAAUCAAUUGCUUGUAAUUGAUAAAUGUUUAUAUGGCAUUUAGUAAUAUUUCAUAUUUUAUGCAACAUUGAAUAUUAGGUAUAAACUUAGAAAUACAAAAAUAUUACAAUCAUAUAUAGAUCUUUAUCCUUAGUAAAAAACAUUAAAUAAAAUAUUUAUAAUCAAACAUAAUUAAUCUAUUGUGAGAUACUGGAUAAUACUUGUAUAUAUUAUAUCAUUUUUAGAGCAAAUUAAAUUUGGUCCAGUAUUUUUUAAAAUAUUAAAAUGAAUUUUGUAAGGUGUUAUAAAAAUUGAUUUAAAAUAGAAAAUAAAUUUAGAUAACUCACAUACCUACUAAUUAAGUUCUUAAAAUAAUUUUUUUAUGAAAAAUGAAUACUUAAAAAUCUAUCUCAUUAUAUAUGUAUGGUUUUGAAAUAAUUAUUUUUUAACAAUACAACCGUCCUGUAUAUAAAUCAAGUUUACUUAAAUUAUUAAAUAAUCUAUUUGAUUAUAUUUAUAACCUUUUAUAAUACUGGGCGUGGCAUUAAUUAUCAUUUAUUUCUGUAUAAUAGUCUUUAAGUGAAUAACUAAACCAAAUUAUAUUAGGUACCUACCUAUUUUUAUGGUUUCAAAAUUAUAAGGUUUUUUUUUUUAAGAUGGCUCAAACCUACAAUACAGUUAUCAUCAUUGGAGCAGGUAUAUCAGGAAUCGCAGCAGCUACUAAACUACUAAAAAACCAAUUCAACAAUUUUAUAAUUUUGGAAGCCGAAAAUAGAAUUGGUGGGCGCAUUCAAACUUUACCAUUUGGUGGUAAUUAUUAUAAUUUGUUUAAUCACAUUUUAAAAUUAAGUAAAUCGUGUAAAGCAAGCCAUUAUUAAAUAAAAUUUAAUAUUGUAUUUAAUAUUAUUAUUAUUCACAAUUUAAUUUUAUAAAAACAAUUUAUUAUAAAUAUUUAGUUAAAAUUAUUAGAAUUCAUUAAUUUUCAUAAAACACUUAAAAUUUAAAAUUUCAAGUACCAACUCAUAUUUGUUAAAUAGUUAAAGUAAUAUAAAUAACUUUUUGGUUUUCUUAAAAUACAAAAUAUAAUUAAUAUAGUUGGAUGUAAUACCUUUUUUUUCAAUGCAUUCAAAGUGUCAACCUAUGAACCUACUAAAUUGUGUUUUAGGUAGAAAUUUGGUAAUUACCCUAUAAUAAUAUGUAUUGUGCAUACCUACAAACUUAUAGCUUUGCUUAUAUAGAUUUCGAUCAAUUGUUAAAUAUAUUAAACUUAAAACAUUUGUACUUAAAUUUAUUCAGCAAUAUAAUUAACUAUAUAGGUAUACAUUAUAUUAUAUACCUAAAUCUAUGUAUUUAGUAUAAAAAUGUGUUAAAAUAAUCCAUAAAAUAAUGUUAUGUUAAUUGUACCUAUACAAAUAUUCCAAACAUUUUUAAUUAACAUGUAUAUGAAUUUUAAUAAUUGUGAACAUCUAUUAUUACUGUUUACUCAUAACUUAUUUCAAUUUUAAUUUUCUGAUUAAGUAAAUCUACCUAAUCAAAAGUUUUGCAAUAUAAUAAAACUUCAAGAAUUUUAAAUGUAUACACUUCAUAAUACUGACUUGAUCACUAAUUUAUUAUAUGUUAUAAUUUUAAAACCCAUAUGAAAAUAUGAUCAACAUAUUUAUAUUUAAUGAAUACUUAUAAAUUGUUUUUAAAAUAUUUGACUAUUAAAAUAAGCUAAUUUUAAUGUUUUAUAGUAUAUUUUGUUUUAUAAGAUUAUACAGAUCUGGAUACAUCAACAGUAUAUAAUAAGUACCAUAGACGUAUACAUCUAGACAGAAUAUUCACUAUGAGGGCUGGGAGACAUGGUCAGUCCAAACAGUUUGUGUGAGAUAGACCAAUGUAUAGACUAGUGGGAGGUAGUACAACUUUGCACUCUAAGAAUAGCCAAUUAAAAUACUCAAAUUAUUAUCUCAUUUGUUUCUGUCCUCAAAAUUGUUUUCAUGCUAAGUAUACUGUGUAGAUGUAAAAGUCUGGUUAGUACACUUCUCUGAUUUGUAUCAUAUAUUUCAUUGAGUCCCGUCAUAGUUUAUGAACUUCUAGUAUCAAUAUUGCAUUUUAUCUUCUGUUCCUUAACUACCGAUGUACAGUCUGACAGACCAUAUCUAAUAAUUACAAAAAAAAAAAAACAAAUUUUAAAAGAAAAUUAAUUUUUUUUUUUAUAAAAUAUAUUAUAUUAUAUAUUAUUAUUAACAUAUUAAUGUUAAAGGAUAAACUGAAAAAUAAAAUUUGAAUUUUGUUUAAUUGUGACUCAAAUAUAUUUUUAUUUACACAUACAAGUAUGUACGGCUGGUAGACUGCACACUGGUAACUAUGUUAUAAAUGUGCAUGUUGGUAGUUAAGAGUUAAUUAGAUUUACAAAAUAAUUAGUUUAAUACAAGUUAGUAUUGUUCCAAACAACAUUAUUACUAUUAUUAAAUCAGUUUUUUAUCAUAAGGUUUAAACUUAAAUUCAAUGCUAUCAAUGAAUUUUUGUUUCUUGUACAAUUUUAGAUGGUCACAUAGAUCUGGGAGCCCAAUGGAUUCAUGGGGAACAAGGGAAUAUAGUUUUCCAAAUGGCUUCUGCUCAUAAUUUAAUUUCUCAUAAAAGAGAAACUAUAGAGCAAUUUAUGAAAUCAACAUUUAUAACCUCAUCUGGUAAUGAAAUUGAAUCAAGCAAUCUCCAUGAGAAAUUGAAUGUAUUUAAUUCUGUGUUGGAAGAUAGCCCAAAAGAUGAUUUAGAAAGAUUUAUGUCUUUAGCAGAGCUUUUUCAAAAAAGGUAUUGUUAUAUUUUUAUAAAUAUUAUUUAGGUACUUAUUAUAUUGCUUUAAAAUAGACAUGAAGUUAUAAUUAUAUAAUUUAUAGAGUUGAAAAUGUAACAAUUGAUGCACAAGAAUUACCACUUCAGCAGUUAUUUAAUUGGAUCCAUCAUUUUCAAAGUUCAUAUACUGGAAGUGAUAAUCUGUCUGAGGCAUCAGCGAUUAAUAUAGACACAUAUAAGUCUUGUUCAGGAUAUACAUCAAUUAGUUGGAAAUCGAAAGGAUAUUCAACCAUUAUAGAUUUGUUACAAGUAUGGACAUUUUAGAUUUUGAGCGGAGCGAAGAAUAUAUUAGUUUUACUAUGUGUGUUAAUUUUUCUCUUUUCUAUCUGUAUCAAAUUUUUUGAUCAGAAAUCUUGCCUCGAUCAUAAAUUGAUACUGCACUUGAUUUUGUCUAGUGGUGCAUUGGAGAGAUCAUUUUUUAUGUUCCUUGUUUUUUUUAAAUAUAUAAUUCAGUUAGAAAUAGUUGUUAAGACCUAAAAUUUACAUAAAAUAUUUCUAGACGUACAUUUUUAAAAUUUUCUGCUGAUUUUUUAGCUAUUUAUAGUCAUUCAAAUUGUCAAAUUCAUUUUAGUUUUUAUUUGGUGUUAUCAUUUUAUGUGGAUAACAUUUUUUUGACUGAGUAAAAAGGCAACAUGUUGAGUGUAAUAUAGAAAUAAUUUGUUUAUAACUGCUUAACCUUAAAAAUCAUGGUAUUUCAAAACACGUUUAAUUGAACUUAACCAAGAAUCGUUUUUCAUUAGUAAUGAUUAGGAUGCAAAUUUAUAUGCUAAAAAAAUCUUAGAAAUAUAAAUGUAUGCUAUUAUUUUGUAGAAAUAUACAUUUUAAAAUGAAACGCAUACAAAAAAAAAUAAAUUUAAAAAAACAUAAAUUUUAACUUAUUAUUUCUAUCAUUAUGUUUAAUAUUAAUUUAACCAAAUUAUUACAUAUUAUGUAUUUUUUUUUCGUAUUUAAACCAACAGCAGUGAGGGAUCUGUUUUCAUAAUACUUCUUCAGUGCUCCCAUCAUUUAUUAGUUAUCGUUUAUAAAAUAUACUUGUAAUUAAGUAAUAUUUUAAAAUUCUGUUUUCCCCUUUGUGGGAUAGGCUCACAUUGAACUUAAAAAUACUAAUUAAUACGAAGAUUUGGAUUGAGCAUAGUACCUCGCAUCAUUCAUAUACAAAUACUAACCUAUACGUACGACCUUAAACCGACAGCGAAAUCCCCAUCAGAGUGGACUAUCAUGUUGGAGAACAUCAGAUUGACUGAACUGUAGUGAUGUUAUUAAUCUUCAGAUGGCUGGUAGGCCUUGCUUAAAGCUUCUUGUCCUCUUGCCCUGUUCCUUACGACACAGUAUGCCCUCUACUAUGUCGUAGAAAAACUGUGUGCUGCGGAUUGAAGCGGAAAAGAAUUGGUGAUGUCUGCCACGAUAAUAAAAGAGGUCAGAUGGAUCGUGAAGAAGGUCCUGAACGUUGCUGGGAAUAAUGCUCCUGUUGACAAAGAACGCUUUGACUGCCUGUCGAUUAGGUUCCCAGUUAGGGGCAGUCAAUGAACGUGUGCUCUGCAGUGUCCUCAGGGUGCUGACAGUACAGACGCUCUGUAUUUGGAGUACGCCCCAUGCAAAAUUGGUAGUGCCUGAAGCACCCAUAACCUGAUAGAGCCUGGGUGACAUGGAAGAUAAUGUCUUGAAGUCAUCUCAUUACCCAAUUCUUCAGGUCCGGCAGUAUUCUGUGUGUCCAGACAGGGUUGCUUGCGUAGUCCCACCUGUUAAUUAAUCCAAGCAUUAAGCACAAUGUUGUGCUGAACUCUCCAGAUGUCUGAAGCUGUUUCAGUUCUACCUGUGUGGCCCAUCUUUAACCGAUUCUGCUUCAUCUCUAGGAUGAUGAGAUCUCCAGGAAUUUCAGCAACGAAUAGAGCCGGGUCGGCAGAUACGGAGUGGUAGGCUCGCACAACCCUGAGUGCCACUGUUCUCUGGGCCUUAAUCAUAAACUUACGGCAGGUGGUAUACUUGGUGCACUAAUGAACCAUGUUGGCACAGCAUAAAACAACCUGCUGUUGACCACAAACAUGAGAAGACCCUCCCAAUUUUAUCAUAAAGUGUCCAAUGGCGAGAGUGGCGUGUGACGCCUUGCUCGAGAUUGUGCAGAGGUGGCCACCUAAGGUGUGAUGUCAGUCCAGAUGGAGUCCAAGGUAAUGCGGAUUUCUUUUGAUAGAAUCCAUGUGACCUCCAACCGUGAGCAAUGGGUUAUGAAAGACCCAUUUUUUGGUCAGUAUAUUGGCCUUGGUCUUAUAAUGGGCCAAUUGAAGUACAUGUUUCUCAAUCCAGGUGUCGAUAAACCUUUAGCAUGGUGAUAAUGACCUCAAACAUGGCAUCAGAUAUUCUGGGCGACGGUCCGGAGCACCAUAUUGUCUGCAAAACUCAAUAAGCUGAACUCCCCCAGAACGUCGAGAUUGAAGAGGUUGUCAUAGAAGGCGUUCCACAGUGUCGGCCCAAGAACCGAGUUCUGGGGUACGCCACCUUUAACUGAUCUGAUAGAGUUAGAACUAUCAGACAAGAAUAUAAAUCCCGGCCCUAGUAAUGAUUUAUCAUUGUGUAUAUAUAUAAAUUAAAUUAAUCUAUGUAUCCUACCUAACCAGCUAUACACCUAUAACAAUAGCACAUAUAUCAGCAGUAUCAGCACUUUUUUAUACAUUAUUUUUAUAAUAUAGUAAUAAAUAUAUACAUUUAGUUGUAAUUAAUAAUAAUUAUAAAAAUAUUUUAGGAAAAAUUUAGUGAUGAAUUUGAACAUAUAUGUAUUAAAGAUAAAGUCAUAUUUGGAAAGGAAGUUGUUAAAAUAUAUUGGUCAGGUGAUCAAGCAAAAGUACUUUGUGCUGACAAUAGCAGUUUUAAAGCACAAUGUGUUUUAUCUACAAUGGGCCUUGGAGUUUUAAAAAAUGUAUGUAAUGAAUUAUUUGAACCUGAACUUCCUGAAUAUAAAUUAAACGCUAUAAAAGUAAGGAACAUUAAUAUUUUUAUUUAUAUUAGUCAAUCAAGUGUAUAUAAAUAUAUAAUCUUUAGGAAGUAAAACUGUUUAAACAAUUUUAACUUCCUAAGUAAUAAAAGUGUUAAAUAAUCUCAAAUCUACAAUAUAAUCUUCAUUUUCAGAACUUGGGUAUUGGAACUGUUGAUAAAUUAUUUUUAAAAUUCCCACAUUCGUGGUGGCCAGAAAAAACUACAGGAUUUAGUUUUUUAUGGUCUGAUGAUGACCGUGAAAAAUUUAUAAAAGACAAUAAAGUAUGUAAUUAUAAUUAACACUAGAAUAUUUUGAGAUUUAUUUUUGUAUUAUGAACGAUUAGUUUUGAAUUUAAAAUUUUUACUUGUAUUACAUAAUAUAUAGAGAUUUAGCUAUAAGAUACCUUAAUAUUUUUCUUCACAUUCCCCUUCAACCCAAAUAUUUGGGGUCGGCCACCCUCGUUCUAAACUUUCACUUGAUUCAAUCUCCCACCUCGUAUACACUAGCUGUUAUGAUAUCAUUAUCAAACACAUGCACCUAUCUCUUACGGUCUUCUUCCUCACUUUCAUAAUAAGUUUAUAUUAAUUAUAAUUCUUACUACUUCAGAUUUUUCUCUUCCUAUGAUAUACUCAAACCAUCUCAGUCUAUUUUCUCUCAUUUUUCUAUUAAGCCCCAGAAAAUAACCCUUGGCUAAACUACCUAAUUCUGUUUCUUGGAAAUCUAUAAAAAAAAAAUAUAAAAUAGAAGCCAGUACAUUUUUUUCCCUGGGUAUUUUUCAUAUCUCUGAUGAUUAAAAAAUAUUGUGGGCCAUGUGUCAAACCAUACUAAUGUACUAUUUUGGAUAAAGAAUAAAUUGCUUUAAUAAAUUUGGUGAAAUUGGUUAAAGUUUUUAGUGCCAUUUUGAACUGUACUAUUUCCAAAAACACUAAACUUUUUAUUUUUAAUAAAAAAUUAUUCGAGUCAUAUUUUCACCACUUGAGAAUUUAAAUUAUUUAAGUCAUAUAUUUUAUAAUAUCAAUGUGAUGCAAUUCUUAUUUUAUAAUAUAAAUAAUGAGUUUGUAUUUUCUAUUUAUAUUAUAUCUUAUAAUAUAUACCUAUGUACAAAUCUUUAAUAGAGACGCGGUUGGGAUUAUCUAUGUGAUGUAUUUGGAUUCUAUAUUUGUGAUAAUUGUCCAAAUACACUCCUUGGUUGGAUAGUUGGCCCAGCUGCAAGAAACAUGGAACGCAAAUCUAUUGAUGAAAUAAAAAUUGGUUUGAUGUACUUAUUGAAUAAGUUUUUAGGAGACAAAUUUACUAUACCAUCACCUGAUUUAGUAACUAGGUAAAAUAUGCAUAUUAUAAGUUAUAUACAGUUUUAUUAAUUUUAAACCAAUUUUAUGUAUCAUUGUUAUUUUUAAUUAUGUACUCAAAUAAAUAUUAAUUCAUUUCAUUAUUAAUAUACAAUAUAUUUAAAAUAUGUUACAUAAAGAGUCCAGAAUUGUACAUUUUGCAAUAUGUACAGUUAAAGUACACAAAAUUUAAAAAUAAUAUUUUAACCAAUAUCAUACAGUUUUUUACAAAAAAAAUCAUUAUCACUCAAUUUUUUUUUUUUCAAAGGAUCUAGAAAAUUCACAUAGUAAUAUAUAUAAUAUUCAUAUUACCAAACAAAAAAAUAAAUAAAUAUAAAUUCAUCUAGUUUACCUAGUACCUAUAAUUAUAAAAUAAUAAAAGCAUAGUAAAAAAAUCACAUGCUCACCAAUACAAAAUCAUACAAUUUUCAUAUAAAAAAUAUUAUAAAACUACAUAUUACUAAAAUCAAAUAUAAUACACUAAUCUGUAUUAAAGCCUGUUCAAGUUACAUUUCUGAAUGACAGUAUCCUAAAGCUGUUUAAAUAAACUUAAUCAUUUUUAUUGUAUUAUAUCUUUACCAGUAUGUAAGAUAUAGUUGAAACAAAACUCAUAAGAGACAAUAAUAUAAAUAUAAAAGGUAUAUAAUAUUUAUUAGGAAAAUACUUUUGAGAAAUAACUGUUAUUAUAGUUUCACGUAUUUUCUAUUUUAUGUUGCAAUAUGUACAGUGAUUGUUGUACACAUCGCGAAUUGUAUACUGUAACUUGUACAAUGUAGUUACUAUGUACAGCAACAUUGUACAGUUCGCAAUAUGUACAAAAAUUACUGUACACAUUGCAAAAUGUACAAUUCCGGACUUUGUAUGUAACAUAUCUAUAUAUAUAUAUAUAGUUAUGUGUUUUAAUAUUUUAGAUCACAAUGGGGUACAAAUAGUCACUUCUAUGGUUCGUAUUCUUUUCAUUCUAUGAACACAGAUAAAGAAGGAAGAGCUAAUAGUCAAUUAGCGAAACCUUUAACAAACUCAAGUGGACAAAAUGUGUGUUAUCAAUAAAAAUGUCUACAUUGAAUUAUUGUUAAAGAAUAAUUUUUCAUGUAUAUUAUUUAUUUAUUUAGUCUUUGCUGUUUGGUGGUGAAGCUACUCAUAGUUGUUACUUUUCUACUGUCCACGGAGCCAUUGAAACUGGUUGGCGAGAAGCUGAUAGAAUAUUAGAACAAUUUAAAGAAUAAAAAUUAAACAUUAUUUGUUAAACACAGUAAAUCAAAUCACUAAAAUAAUAUACAUUUUAUUUUAUUGUCUUGAUAAUUUAUUAGAUAUAAUAAUUAUUUUAAUAUAUUUGUGUUGAUUAUAAUACAUUUUAUAUUCAUUUAUACACUUUUGAAUUAAUUACCUUUGAUUAUUAUUGUUAAUUUUUUUAUUAAUGAAUGUAUAAUUUUCCAAACAAAUUAAUCUGAUAAUAUUUUAUCUGAUGGAUUUAACUUCUUUAAGUUUUCAAUUUGCAAAUUUAUUUUUGUCAAGAUCCAUUCGUAUAUUGGGCUUGCAAAGUCAUGUAGCAUAAUUAUUAAAUUCUUUAUAAUUUUAUACCCAUUUAGAACAUUUGCCGUAUCGUGAACUCCACCAUCACUGUUAAUGUUAUCAUUCUUAUUAUCAAUAAGACCUUUUUCAAAACUAUUAGAGGAGUUCUCAGAUUCACUGGUACCGUUUUCUGUUAAGUUUUCUUCAUCAUCAAAUUCUUGUGACACCUUAAAAUAUUUACCACUAGGUACAGAUUUAUUGACUUGGACUUGGUUAAUUUUAUUGCUUAGUGUUGUAAUCUUUAUUGGGGCACUUUGAUUAUGUUCUUUUUCUUUUUUCUCAGCUUCUUCAUUUUCUUCUUCUUCUUCUUCUUCUUCUUCCUCUUCUUCCUCUUCCUCUUCUUCCUCUUCUUUUUCUUGUUUUCCCUUUACUUCUUUUACUUUUUCCUUCUCUACUGCUUCUUUUUCUUUAUUUCCUUUUAUUUUUUCUUCUUUUUUUACUUCUGUCUCUAUUUCUUCAUCAUUAUUUUCUUCUUUUUCUCCCUCCUCCUCCUCCUCCUCCUCCUCCUCCUCCUCCUCCUCCUCUUCUUCUUCUUCUUCUUUCUCUAUGGUUUCUUUUUCUUGAACACUAGGAGAUAAAUUUUGAACUUGUUGAUUACUAUUUCCCUAUAUAUAUAUAAAUAAAAAAAACAGUAUUAAUUUAUUUAAAAUAAAUUUAUUGUAGGUUCCUAAAACUUACUAUUUUAUUACUCUGUUGAACUGUAGUAACUGUACGGGGUUUAUUUGUGAUUAUUGCAUCAUUUUUAUUUAUAGGUUCCCUUUGAUUUGCAAUAGGCUGUUGUAUUUUACUUAGUAAUGUAAGAACUGUUGGAUUUACAUUUUUUUGUUGAGAAUCAGCUGACUGUU